CCAAUCAGCUUGCGGGGAGGGGGUGGAGCCUCCCCCCUCCGGCGUUCGGAGAACAUUUGGUGACUUCCGGCAAUAGCCAAGCGCUGCUCCCUGGGGCUGCAGAGCGAGGCACUUUUACGGGAUCGGGGCAGGAGCCAGGAAAAAAAUAUGCCAUUUUUGGGUCAAGAUUGGAGAUCUCCUGGAUGGAGUUGGAUUAAAACAGAAGAUGGCUGGAAAAGAUGUGAAUCCUGUAAUCAGGAACUUGAAAGAGAGAACAACGAAUGUAACAUCAAUCAUGGCAUUAUUGUAAAUAGUGAGGAUGACGAUAUAUUCAACCCUGGAGAGUGUGAAUUUGCAGCCAAAAAAAGGAAAAAGGAUCACUUUAGGAAAAGCACAAAUACUCAAGGUUUUUAUCGUGAAAAAUGGAUUUAUGUACAUAAAGAAAGCACCAGAGAAAGGCAUGGCUAUUGCACCUUGGGAGAAGCCUUUAACCGCUUAGACUUUUCAAGUGCAAUUCAAGAUAUCCGAAGGUUCAACUACGUUGUCAAACUCUUGCAGCUAAUUGCAAAAUCCCAGUUAACUUCAUUAAGUGGAGCAGCACAAAAAAAUUACUUUAACAUUUUGGACAAAAUCGUUCAAAAGGUUCUGGAUGACCAGCAAAAUCCUCGCCUCAUCAAAGAUCUUCUUCAGGAUCUGAGUUCUACACUUUGUAUUCUUAUUAGGGGAGUAGGAAAAUCUGUUUUGAUUGGAAAUAUCAAUAUUUGGAUUUGCAGGUUAGAAACUAUCCUUAACUGGCAACAACAGCUACAAAACCUUCAGAUGAACAAGCAAGUAAAUAAUGGCCUUACACUUAGUGAUCUUCCUCUGCACAUGCUGAAUAAUAUAUUAUAUAGAUUCUCGGAUGGAUGGGAUAUCAUUACUUUAGGCCAAGUGACCCCAACAUUAUACAUGCUCAGUGAAGACAGGCAAUUAUGGAAGAAACUUUGCCAGUACCAUUUUGCAGAAAAACAGUUCUGUAGACAUUUGAUACUCUCUGAAAAAGGUCACAUUGAAUGGAAGCUGAUGUACUUUGCACUCCAGAAAUGUUAUCCCAUCAAGGAGCAAUAUGGAGACACUUUGCAUUUUUGCAGGCACUGCAGCAUUCUUUUUUGGAAGGACUACCAUCUUGCUUUAUUAUUUAAGGAUUCAGGACACCCCUGUACAGCUAACAAUCCUGACAGCUGCUUCAUGCCAGUGUCACCCCAGCACUUCAUUGAUCUCUUCAAAUUUUAAAUGCAGGCCUUGCACUUUGCCUCUUUGUUUUUAAAAUGAUGUGUGGUAUGCUUUAUUUGCAAGAUCUAAUGGUAAAUGUGUGUGGUAAAAAGGGAUUGGGUGGGGGUGGGGCAUCCCAUGAAGCCUGGGUUUGCUGGAAUGAAUAUUAAAUCAUUUUCGAAGUACAUGAUCUAAAGAGAAUGUGAGGUAAAAAUAUACGUACUUUUGCAAAUUGUAAUAUUUAUUAUUUGACUAAUGAGAUGGGGUGAUUAAGGGAAGAGGGACUCACACAACAUGUAUUAGUUCCUUUUUAAAAAAGUUUUGUACACAUUAAAUUUUGCACAUUUAUAAAUAUAAUUCAGCUAAAAUCUUUUGGACUUUGAGAGUCAAGCCAUUUACUAAUAAACACUAAUGGCCAAGUACAUGCAAAUUUUCAGUUAAGGUUUUCCUGUUUUGUGGCAAAGGAUCAAACUGACCCUUCUGUAUAUACAUUAUGCAGAAUAUUUAUUUUUCUUAAACUGUAUUUUAGUAACUGCAUUGGAUAUGUCCAAACCAGUUAUUAUUGAUGUGCAACUAAUCUAGGGAAACAGUAGCCAUAUUGUUUUGAUUUGUAUUUGUUAAAUGGGAUAACAUUUGUGCAAAAUGAUGUCUAGGCUAAGGAAAAUUAUAACCUUUGACUGUCUUGUCUUCAGGGCAGCGAAUGGCCCAAGCUACUGGAAAGACCUCUUACUUGCUAAAGCACUUAUUUACAAAAGCACCGACUUUUUUGUAGCAACUUUUUUUUUGUAUCCUAAGCAGAAAUACAGAAAUAAAUCCAAUGCUGAAGAAAUUCAGGAGUUAAGCAUUUGUCCAGAAAUUUAGUCACGUACAGCCCAAAACAUAUUCUAAAAUAUUGCUUGUUUUCAAAGUAAUUUUGUAGACAAAUGUAAUAAAUCAUGAUUAUCUGUUGGUU
Phascolarctos cinereus (koala) is the source of this 2182-nucleotide messenger RNA. It is a transcript of the gene FBXO25, whose product is annotated as F-box protein 25. Gene Ontology annotation, molecular function: protein binding. Gene Ontology annotation, cellular component: nucleus; SCF ubiquitin ligase complex; cytoplasm. NCBI's taxonomy places the organism in Eukaryota, Metazoa, Chordata, Mammalia, Diprotodontia, Phascolarctidae. The record is from RefSeq and is a predicted model, not a curated record. Gene Ontology annotation, biological process: protein ubiquitination.